AUGGGAGAGGCACCAGGACAGUAUUUGAAGAAAGGAGCGGAGGUCGAGAUAAGCAGCGAUAAGGAGGGCUUUUGCGGCACCUGGUAUGCCGGGACCGUCAUUCGGCCAAUGUCGAAGAAGAACUUGACCAUUAUGGUGGUGUACAAGAGCCUGAUGGCCGAUGAGGAGGGGUCAGAGCUGUUGCAGGAGCUGGUGGAUUUGGUGCAGCUGCGGCCGCCUCCGCUGCGUGAGCUCGGCCGUGGGUUCAAUUUUAGCGAGGAGGUCGACGCGUUCCACAAUGACGGGUGGUGGGAGGGCGUGGUCACCGAAGUGUUGGACGGAGGGAGGUGCUCCAUUUUUUUUCGUGGGUUGAGGGAGCAGAUGGAUUUUGCGACCACGAAUCUAAGGCUUCAUCGCGAAUGGGUCACUAGCAAGUGGGUUCUGCCUUUGGAAGAAGAGAAUGUUCUAAUUGAAAGCAGUGAUUUGGACAAGAUUCGGCCAGAUUAUGGAGCUAAUUUAGUUAUUUGUACACAAGAUGAGUUGUUCUCAAUUUGCAUUCCAUUUCAAGAGAUUGGGGGAGCAAAGGAAGGGGGUGAAGUCGGUGGUAGCGCUAAAGUCUAUGGUGGGUGCGACAGAGGAAGAUGGGUUGAAGCUGAUUUGGGGAAGACAAAGGUUUCUAUGAUGUCUUCUACAUUUUUUGGAUCGAUGGGUUCAGAAAUUCACGGCAAUCCAUUGACGGUUUUGUUUCCGAGUGGAGGGGCGGGACUUGAGAUUGAGUUUAGGGAUAAUACUGCCAACGCUGGAGGCAGUAGUAGCGAGGGAGUUGCCCAUGAGGGUGGUAGUGACUCUAUUGUAGCGUUCUGGGACUUCGCCCAGUAG
This is a messenger RNA of Malania oleifera, 858 nucleotides long. Its product is annotated as protein AGENET DOMAIN (AGD)-CONTAINING P1-like. The transcript is spliced from 5 exons. Lineage: Eukaryota; Viridiplantae; Streptophyta; Magnoliopsida; Santalales; Ximeniaceae. Bases 1 to 858 code for a protein of 285 amino acids. The record is from RefSeq and is a predicted model, not a curated record.